UCCUUCUUUUUGUUCAAUGUUCUGUGAAUGGUUGCAUGAAUCUUCUCCUUUGUUCGCCUCCAACACUGCCACAAAAAAGACCAUUGCUGCCGCCAAACUUCUACUCAAUUAUGGCGGCUAAUACUCUUAAACCCUAACCCCCAAUCUCCAAUUUUCCCACGUUUAUUUUCCCUCACUUUCCCGAGAAAAAACAGUAAAAAGAAAAUUCCGAUGGCCACCGGACUCGCCCUCAGAUUCAGAUCCCGCCUCCUCCAUACCACCUCACUCCUCCACUCCUCCCUUCUCCACACACGCCACCCUACCGCCGCCAAUCUCUCGACGUCUCUCGCAGCUGCCUCCUUCAUCCGUUCCAUCGACUCACCUUCCGCCCUCCCCUUCGCUUUCUCUAUCCACCAGCGUCUCCUCUCCACGGCGGCUCGGCGCUCGGCAUCUCGACCAAAGAAAACGGUUGACAUCGGCGCGCGAGCCAGGCAGAUGCAGACACGGCGCCUGUGGACCUACGCCCUAACGUUCGGAUGCAUCGCGGGGUUCAUCGUCAUCGUUCUGAACAACGUCCAGGACCAGUUAGUGUUCUACGUUACUCCAUCGGAAGCUCUCGAAAAGUACGCUCAGAACCCUACGAAGACGAAGUUCCGAUUGGGAGGUUUGGUCCUGGAAGGCAGCGUCGUGCAGCCUGCAUCUUCGGCAGAGAUGGAAUUCGUGGUCUCCGAUCUGAUCACCGAUAUUCUUGUCCGGUUUCAGGGUUCGCUCCCCGAUCUCUUCAGGGAAGGUCAUUCUGUGGUGGUGGAAGGGUUCGUGAAGCCGUUCACCGAUGAGAUCAGGAAUCAGGUGUCCGCCAAGAGCGUUUCCGGAAAGGCAAGGAGCGGAGACUGCUAUUUUUCCGCCACGGAGGUUUUAGCAAAGCACGACGAGAAGUAUAUGCCUAAGGAGGUUGCGGCGGCUAUUGAGAAGAACAAGAAGAUCAUUGAGGAGGCUGCAGUGAAAGAAGCGGAGUCAGCGGCAGAGGCUGCAGUGGCAGCAAAGAGCUCUUAGGUGGAUUCUCUGCCUAAUUUUUGUUUCAAUUGCAACAAAUAUAUUGUUCUUUCUACAGACUACAGUUUAUGUUGUGAACACAUGUAACCGAAGUACAGAACCGAACAAUUGUGUUGAUUACUUUUGGCCGGAAUAAACAUUCUCACAUUUGAAUAUGAAAUGCAAGUUGAGGAUUUUUCUUUAUCACCUUUUUGUUUGAACAUCUAGACCUGUGAACAUAGUAUUAUUAGUUUUAAACUUUUAAUUACUCUGAAAGUUCCGAGUGUUUGCACAAAGUACUUGCUAGUAUCUUACAUAGCAUGUGCUUCGGUGCUUGUAUAAUUGGUAAAACAAUUGAUAUAUGUAGUGAGUACUUGUUUGGUUUAAGUUAUUACUUUCAUAUUUUGUGACCCUUUUAAGAGCACCGCUUAUAGAACGGGAAAGGAAAAAGAAGACACAGAACAACCCAUCACAUAAUACACGUACAAAUUUCUCUUCUUGUCCACAAUAGAUUAGAUAGGAUGAAUUGAAUUAGACCCUAAUCAAUAAUUAGGGACGAAGAAUAAGAUAAUACAAUCAAGUAAUCAACAUAAUAAAUAAACAACAAAUAUUUUAGCCCAUUUAAAAUUUAACCAAAAAAAUAAAGAUGCAGGGAGAAUUUAGUCGCGGAGAAGGGCAAGGAAAGAGAGGAUCAACGUGGAGCAAACAAAUGUA
Molecule: messenger RNA, 1725 nt
Organism: Arachis ipaensis
Lineage: Eukaryota; Viridiplantae; Streptophyta; Magnoliopsida; Fabales; Fabaceae
Gene: G1
Product: transmembrane protein G1P-related 1
Biological process (GO): cytochrome complex assembly; protein-heme linkage
Cellular component (GO): plasma membrane
Molecular function (GO): heme binding
Source: RefSeq, a predicted model, not a curated record